AUGUCCUGGACGCUCCUUGACUCACUUGGGACACUGUUGACCGACGUUCUUAGUGUCCCACCCACGUCGGGGACCCUCCCACUCAAUAUAUACACGCUCGUUGCGUACGUCUUACCAGCGUGUCUGUCUUACUAUGUCGUCGCUGUCCUUGUCAUUCUCCCCGGCACGCGCAUGCUGCGUGUCGCCCUAUGGCCGAUUAUCGUCUUCCUGGCAUUUCGUGUUGUGAUGUUCAUCGACUUUUCAUGCGGAAAUCCUCAAAGGUCAUAUUUAAAUUUUGGUUUUACGAUAGCGAUGUUUUGCAUUGUCUUCCGUACGCUUGAAUGGGCAUUUUUAAGGGACCCACUCCGGCGGCCUGCCAGACAUUCGCCCUCAGUCCUCACUGAUGCACUCGAUCUCGCGACCAACGUUCGCGGCGUUGGGUGGAACUGGUCUAAGGGCCUUCGCUUUUCCCACGACACGCGUCCCACGUCUCGCUCGCGCUUCGCAAUAUACGUCUUUCUCUCCGCCCUCUUCCAUGGUUUCAUAUGCGGCCUACUCCACACUGCUAUACAAGCAUUUGCGCUGGAAGCAAUCACUAACUUACGUUGGGACACGAUCUUUGACGACACACUUCCCCCCCUGAUCCGAUACACCCGAUCCAGUAUCAUAUCCAUUCUCACUGCAUUCGUUCUCUUUGCGAACUUGCAAAUGAACUAUGACAUCGCUACGUUCAUUGGUGUCACAGUGAUCCAACAAAAUCCUGCACAAUGGCCCCCCAUGUUCGAUGAGCCGUGGAAAGCGACCUCGCUGCACGAUUUUUGGAGCCACAGAUGGCAUCAGCUCGCAAGACGGUCAUUUAUCGUGCUUGGGGGGUGGCCUUUAGGGUUCCGGUUCGGACGUGUGGGAUACGUGGUGGGUUCGUUCCUCGCGUCAGGGAUACUCCACGGUGUUGUGGCGGCGAUGCUCAAGCAGAGUGUUGAAUGGUGGACUAUGCUCUUUUCGUUUGGGAUGAUGGCUGUCGGCGUUGUCGUUGAGCAUGUAUUCACACAGACGACGGGCAGGAGAGUGGGUGGGUGGAUCGGAAGAGUUUGGACGAUGGCCUGGUUGUUGGUGUGGGGGAAUUUGAUAGUGGACGGGUUUGCGAGAGCGGGGUUGUUUGUGUCAUCGAGCAUAUUUGGUACCGCAGCCCCGGCAGAGAGAAUCGUGGAGCACUAUGUUACAGGGUUGGAUAGAUGGGCAGUUGUUGUGCAAUGUUCUCCUGCGUUGGAUCAUCUUCUCUUUGCAUCAUAUGCUCGUAAAGUCGGUUCUCGACCAGUAGCAGUCCGAUACGUUGCUCAGCGCGCAGCGCUCAACGGUGGCAUUCAUUGUUAGAUGUUGAGCCCUAGCAAUAUGGAAGCAAACCACCCUGGUAACAGAGAUUCUAACAGAACCACGACAACCUCUAAUGAGGCUUCCUGUGUCGGACAACCAUGUCCAGAUCACAGAACUGACAUCUCCACCAGCAAUAAAGGUGCAAGAAAGAACACCCGACUCGAAUUGAGUUGAACUUGUCAGGGCAUCCUGCGCAGUCGCGAGAGCGUAAUAUUGGUAUCCGGAGACUUCUGCAGGUAAUCGCCUUGAAUUUUAUCUCGUUGAGUCAUCUGCAACAGCAAUCAAUUCGGACGUAUGCCCGUGCGCAUGACACGGUAUUGGAAGCUCGACCAGGCUCCCCUUCCGGAUCGUCGAUGGCCAGUUCCAUCCAUGUAUUCGCUAGUACGGUUUCCUGCAGACACAUAGUUGAGCCCAAGU
This is a messenger RNA of Pisolithus orientalis, 1767 nucleotides long. RefSeq lists its product as uncharacterized. Gene Ontology annotation, biological process: lipid metabolic process. The record is from RefSeq and is a predicted model, not a curated record. The transcript has 4 exons. Lineage: Eukaryota; Fungi; Basidiomycota; Agaricomycetes; Boletales; Pisolithaceae. Bases 1 to 1350 code for a protein of 449 amino acids.